This is a messenger RNA of Pyricularia oryzae 70-15, 1122 nucleotides long. Its product is annotated as RNA polymerase II subunit A domain phosphatase SSU72. Bases 243 to 1022 code for a protein of 259 amino acids. The transcript has 3 exons. Gene Ontology annotation, biological process: termination of RNA polymerase II transcription. Gene Ontology annotation, cellular component: mRNA cleavage and polyadenylation specificity factor complex; nucleus. Lineage: Eukaryota; Fungi; Ascomycota; Sordariomycetes; Magnaporthales; Pyriculariaceae. Gene Ontology annotation, molecular function: RNA polymerase II CTD heptapeptide repeat phosphatase activity. The record is from RefSeq and is a predicted model, not a curated record.
AUUGCAGCACCGAAUAAAAGCCUCCAUUUUUGAAACCCACCAGACAUCGGCAUCAAUCUCCUCCUUUCCACAACACCUUUCGCUCCCCUUCCAGCGCGAACUGGUACUGCUCAAUGAGCGCCAGAUCACGGACCUAAUGAGUCCAACUCAUAAAUCGUAUCGCCAGCUAAGCUAUUAGCGAAGUUUGGUCGCGUAAAAGCUGUCACCGUCGGUUUUGCGGGUGAAACUCCCGAACCGCACUCAUGGAACAGCCGCAAACCGAUGCGGUGGGCGGAUUAAGCCAGACCAAUGCCGCGGUUGAGAAGCCGCGCGACGAUGGCUUCAAGCUGAAGUUCUGUACCGUCUGCGCAAGCAACCAGAACAGAUCGAUGGAAGCUCAUCUGCAACUCUCCAAGGCAAACUAUCCAGUCAUAUCAUUCGGCACCGGCUCCUUGGUCCGCCUGCCCGGCCCGACGAUCACGCAGCCCAACGUCUACAAGUUUAACUCGACUUCGUACGACGCCAUGUACAAGGAGCUCGAAGGCAAGGACCGCAGACUGUACACGGCCAACGGGAUUCUCAACAUGCUGGAGCGGAACCGUAACGUCAAGCGCGGGCCCGAGCGCUGGCAGGACUGGCAGAUCGGGAUCCCGCGGCUGGAACAUGCCAGCGACAGGGGCAGUGAGGGGACCGAGGCUGGGGUUGUGGAUAUUGUCUUUACUUGUGAGGAGAGAUGCUGGGAUGCGGUGGUAGAGGACCUGCACGCGCGGGGAUCGCCGCUGAACCGGCCAGUUCACGUCAUCAACGUCGACAUCAAGGAUAACCACGAGGAGGCGGCCGUUGGAGGCCAGGGGAUAUUGGACCUUGCGAACUCCCUGAACAGGGCUGCGGCCGAGGAGAGGGACAAGAUUGGCGCGGCUGGAUUCGACAGCGGUAGUGCGGCUGCCAGGUCUGGUUUCGACGACAGGGUCGCUGAUGUGUUGGCAGAGUGGCAGGAGAGGUGGCCGAAUUUGCCUGCCACCUGGACAUUGGCGUGGUUUUAAAGCUUGUGCCACAGGACCUGAAAAGCUGCUCGAUCCAGACAUGAUUUGAUUUUUCACUAGCAAUAUGACUUUUGAAUGAUACCCAAUUUCCACUCAUAUA